Molecule: messenger RNA, 780 nt
Organism: Drosophila takahashii
Lineage: Eukaryota; Metazoa; Arthropoda; Insecta; Diptera; Drosophilidae
Product: polyisoprenoid diphosphate/phosphate phosphohydrolase PLPP6
Molecular function (GO): sphingosine-1-phosphate phosphatase activity
Source: RefSeq, a predicted model, not a curated record
UACAAAUCGAAUAACGAAUGAGAAUAGCACUGCCAUCACUAGCCAUAAAUAAAAACAAAAAACAUCUUGCGAUAUGAAGACGUCAUCACCAGCUCUUAAGUACCUUUUGGAGAAGGAUGUGCAGGUGUCCAAGCACUUUGUUGUGGCCGUCUCCAACCUGUCCGUCUUUAAGUCCCUGCGGAUUCACAGCCGAUUCCUGGAGAUAUCCUGCGAUGGAAUCGCCUGGUUUGUCUCAUGGAUUGCGUUUAUCUGGCUGCUCAGCUCGAAGAGCCUGUAUCAGAUGCAAGUGAAUAUGCUUUUUGGACUGGUACUCGAUGUUUUUAUAGUGGCCGUGCUGAAGGCGCUCGUUCGGCGCAGAAGACCGGUUGCCAACAAGGAUAUGCUGACCAUUGGGCCGGAUAAGUUCAGUUUUCCCUCUGGCCACGCCUCCAGGGCCUUCUUCGUGCUCCUGUUCUUCACCAAGCUGUAUCCCCUCCACGUCAUUUUCUGGCUACCGCUCACAGCUUGGGCCGUGAGCGUCGCCAUUUCGCGACUCAUUCUUCAACGUCACUAUAUUUUGGAUAUUUGCGCUGGAGCCGCCAUCGGAAUUCUGGAGGCAUUAAUCAUUGGAUUUCUGUGGGUCAGCGAGGAGACCGCCUUCAGCAUCGUUGGCUUCGUUACGGAGGAAACUGUCGACAGUAUGGAGUAACCAACAUUUUAGUUACAGUCCCGAAAGCAAUAGAUAAUCUCUAAAUCUGUACUUGUGCUUUUACCAAAUACAUUGUUAAUGUUAAAAACAAA